Toxoplasma gondii ME49 is the source of this 5591-nucleotide messenger RNA. RefSeq lists its product as hypothetical. The coding region runs from base 699 to 4547 and encodes 1282 amino acids. The transcript has 13 exons. The record is from RefSeq and is a predicted model, not a curated record. Lineage: Eukaryota; Apicomplexa; Conoidasida; Eucoccidiorida; Sarcocystidae.
UCUCAAAGGCCUCCAAAACCGAAAGAAUUGAACUGGUUUUCUGCGACACUCCUCCAACCAGUGCAGAGCUGUCUGCUAGCUGGCUGAAGUGUUGACACCCGUCUCUGGUUGCACAUCGAGUGGUUAUUGCCUUUCUGGAAAGACGAAACCGUGUCUCAAUUAUUGUAAGAAACCUUGUGUUGGACUGCUUUCCCCCUCUGUUGUGACUUCACACGUCUUUUAAUCUCGGUGACAGGCCGGUCCAACCGUAGCUUGUCCCUUGCAUGUGUUUUCUCUGCGCUGCGACGCCGUCUGGCACUGUGUUCCGUUGUGUCGGCCGGGGGUUGUCUCUGAUAGUUGUUCCUCUGGGCGGAGAAGGAAGCCGAUUUUGCGCUGUUGUAUGUGUCUUCGUUGAGAUCGAGGUGCGAGCAGGCAACUCUUGGUGCCCCGUCUCUCCUAGAAAAGCCGGAUUCUCUUUCACAGAAUUCAACCAGUCCCAGAAAGCAGAAAAGAUCGGAGGGGUUCCGUUCUCCAGAUCAUUUUCUGGCGCACACGAAAACUUAUUUUGCUCCGUGGUGCCACAAACAUCUUUCUUUGCGCAACGCCAUCGCAGUGAAAUGCGCAGCCUCUGCCUUUUCCGCGUGCAGCUGCUCUAAGCCGUGUUUCGGCCCAUUCCUCAGCAGGUACGUAGCAAACGGGAGGUCACUCAGCCUGCAGAAAUGAUGGAGGAGACGAAAAAGCUUCCUGAAGUACCUGUCGCUUUCGAACGACAAGGAGAUACAGAAGUCAAAGGGAACCAGAAUGACUCGUCACUACAUGGCGUCGAGCGGAAGGCGCUGUCUGCUCAACAGGGUUUGCCGGACGGAUCCACCCGGUGUUCUCUUCUUCCGGACUCCUCGACUCUCUGUUCUUCCCUAUCCGAGACCUCAAGUGCGUCUCUGCUUGUUGCUAGCGAGUCAUCUCCAGAAAAUGGUGCACAACUGACUCCUACCUCUGCAGCUGCGUUGCAGCCAGGUGGACAUACACCGCAAGGCUUCACGUCGCGGACGGACUCACUCGCUCACAGCGGGGGCUUUUCGUUGCCUACGGAAACGAUUCCCAGCACGUUAACUGAUGCGAGGUCUGCAGAUUCGCGGCUUCCUUCUCGCGAUGACGGUGCCGUCGAAUCUACUGGUGAAUGCCAUCCCCCUGCACCUGAUGCCAUCCCUUCUGUCGGCGGCACAAGCCCAAGCGCUGCAGCGGCACGCGGUGCGUCGACAGCAGCCACUGUAAAAUCUCCGGUUUCUGGCGCGCGUGGUUCUGCGUCCAGUAGAGCAUCCGGCGCCCGCCUAACCGGAGUUGCGUCUCCAAUCGAAGAACGCAGUGGCAAUCGGCCCGCUGCUUCGUCGUCCUCGUCGUCAUGGGCGCCAGCGGACACAACGAGAGGCGGAAGAGCGGGCGUUGUUGCGGGAGCGGGGGGAAUGACGCUUCGUCUCGCUAGGGCGUCCGAUGGAAGCUUCACAGUCGUCGACAGUGGGACUGGAAUGCCAGCAAGAGAGUGGGUGCAGCAGCUCCAGCUCCGGGCUGCCGACCCUACACCCAUAUUGCGUCUUCGCGUUCAUCCCGAGACCGGCGAGGUUACUCGCACCAGAAAACGCACUGAGGACGGGGAGCGGCAGGGAGCAGGCGGUCCGGAUUGCGACGAAGAGGAAAGGUCUGCAACUGCCUGGCGAUCGGGACCAAGCUACGUCCGGCAGGAAUUUGACGACGGCUCGCGAAGUGGUUCGAGUCGAGGGCGACCGGCGAAUUCUUCCGGCCCUCCUGGUCCCCUCAUGCGUCCCCCGUCUCUGUCGGAGGCGUUCUCCACAGCUGUGGCUACAACGCAUCGCUUUCGCUAUCGGAGCACCAGCGUAGCUGGCAGAGGGAGGGGGUCCUCCCGAGGCCCCACUGACCAGCAACUGUUCGAAAGAGACACCUACACGGACAUAGUCCACAGCAGCGAAGACAGUGGCUUAACGUGGGGAGAGAAGAGGGCGAAGGACGGCAGCUGGCGAGAGAAGUGGAUGCAGCAGACGAUGGAGGAAGAGGAGGAAGACACAUCCGAGGGGGACAAGGGCGAGGAGCGAGGCAGUGGAGGCAUACGAACAAGGCGCACGCGACGAAGGACGUUCGGGCAAAACCAUGGAAUCAAUGAGAGCCGAAGAGAACGGUGGUCCGAGAGGUGGGAGGAAGUGGAAGGGCGCCGCCGGACAGUGGAGAAGGCGGUGCAACAGUUGGAUGAAGAUGGCAAUGUGGUUCAGGAGUGGUUUGAGGUGAUUGAGGAGAACCUUGAGACUGGAGAAACGAAGGUGACGAAAGCCGGCGAAGACUCGAGGGCCUACUUCGGCUCUGUGUGCGGGCAGCAGAGCCCCCGGGAGGAGCUCGGGGACCACCGCGAGCGAGGAACAACCUCGUCGCUUUCUCAAGACGACUUGAACAGAGAAAGCGAGACAAAGAACGCGAAACAGCAGACGAGCAGAAGAGCGCGCCUUUCUCGGCGGUGGAAAGAAGAGAGUCACCGGCGUGUAUCCGCGGAGACCGGGGAAGACGAAGUGUUCUGGAGUGUCUUUGAAGAAUCACAGGGAGGCCGAGAGAAGGGGAGACGCAGACGACGAGAUAGAACAAAGGGAACAGAGGAGACGGAAGUAUGGUACAGGGCCUUCGAUUCUGAGACUGGGGAGACGAUGGAGACCUGGGAGGAGAGAUGGAUCGAGAAGGCAGACGGAGAAAAGUGGGGCGAGAAGAAGGGCGUCAACACCCAGAAAGAAGAGUGGGGAGAGAAGUGGCGCGAAAAUGCAGCGGGGGAGCGAGAAGUCGAUCGCUGGGCCCGAACAGAAGACGGCCGAAGACAGUGGGGAGAGAAGAAGGGAAGAGGGAGACCGAAGAAAAACGGAGAAGGAACCCAGGAGAACGGCUGUGAACACUCCUCAGACGAGAGGACCCCCGAAGACUAUACGGAAAGGUGGGAGAUCGAGCACAGAGACGACGCCUACGUGUCUUUCACGGACCGGUGGUGGGAGAGACCCGAGGAAGGGUCCCGGUGGGGCGAAAAGAAGAAGGUGACUCACACGACUCUCCAGGGGCCGCCAAAUGGAACGAAUGCAGAAGACGAGACAGGAGCUACGGAUCGUGUUGUCGAAUUGAAUGAGAAGUGGUACGACAAUGGACAGGAGAAGAUGGUGGACGAAUGGCGAACAGAGCUUCUUCUCGAGAGUGCUGCCGACGACAACGAAAACGGCCCUCGCAGGAUCCUUCACCAGGUCAAGUCCGGGAGAAAGCACACAAAUCGGUACUGCGACGGGACUCAGUGGGGAGAGAACUGGCAUCAGUCGCAGGCCGCGUCUCCUGGCGCGUCUUCUUCUAGCUCUUCCGCUACCGAUGGAAACGUGGACAGUGCCAACGAGGCGGACGGCGUUGUCUCGCACCAGGUCACCGUGCAGAUUCGAACGCCAAGUGGACGCUUCGAGGUGCACACCGUGGAGGCGUCAGCGCCAGUUCUUCGCCUAGCGUCGACAAGCCGGGACAGCUGGUGGCGGGAACCCCACGGGAAUUCGUGGGGCGAGAAAAUGUACCAUGAUUUAGAACAGGGCUCAGAGCAACAUGAGAAGUGGUACGACAACGGUCAUGAACGGCAGGUCGACCGAUGGCGGGUGGCGCCUGAUGGGUCGAGAACGGGCGAGAAGUUUGGGUCCAAAACAGACGGGACGGAGUGGCGAGAAGCCUGGGGCAGGCAGGCGUCAGGCGAAGGCGCCGAAGAAGACUCGUGGAUCGAGAAGAGAUGGAAAGAACGAAACCGAGACGGAGAAGGCGUGAACGAAUGGGGAGAGACAGAGGGCUCCGAAGGGCGGAAAAGGUGGAACCAGAAGUGGUGGAAAAAGGAGAGCUGGCACGGAGGAGAUGAGUUCGUGGAAAAGUGGGAGGAUGAUGGGCAUGGCAACAAAAGCACGGUGAAACUGGGAUCCACUUGGAAACAUCGCGAAGGAUGCCGAGAAGUCACGGACUGGUUUGAAGACAAGUUCGGGGAGGUUGCGCAUUCGCAGGAGAAGUGGGCCUACAAGCGGGGUCACAGUGCAUCGGGAGAUAACUGGCUAGAAAAGUGGAACGAACGCCCAGAGGAGAAAAGUGCGACCAAGUCUGGCUCGAAUGCGCGAGGCGACGAGUGGUCGGAGCAGUGGAAGGAGACCUUCGAUGAGAAUGGCGAAAAGAGCACGACAUGGGCUGAGAAGACCGGGCGCAACGCUCAGGGCGACGCGUGGUAUGAAACGUGGCUGGAGCGUCGCUCGAACUGGAAAAUGGCAAUCAAAGAAGGACGAAACGCCCGCGGGGAAGAAUGGCAAGAGAAAUGGGGUGAAGAUUUGCACGAAGACGGUUCAGGCGAGAAGUGGUGUCAAAAAUGGGCCAAAGACAACGCGGGAAAUCGUCAUGGAAAGAGCUGGGGAGAUAGAUGGGGAAAGGACGGAAAGGGUGGACAUCGUUGGGGUGAGGAAUGGUCGAACGACGACGUCAACAAGUGGUGGCAUGACACUGAUGGACGACCUGCGGGGUGCUAGAGGACGCCUCGCUGUUGCGUUCGAGCCCUUUUAGGACAGUGCAGGGGCAGUUCUCUUUUUGAAAUCGAAACGAGUCUGCUUUGGCCACUGACACAUGUGUAAAAACGAUCCAGUGACAGCGCGCACGUAGAAUCAGCAUCACUCGAAAAGUAUCUUCUGUUGGUGCCUUCAAGCUCUUCACAUCACAGCGGUGGGGGUAGUAGAUAAUGUGCACUGUUGCAGUCGCUCCUGCUUGAUUUUUCGCGUGUUAGCAAAUAUGAAGGAACUGUGACGGUGCAGAAUGAACCCGUGGACUUGCGGGCGUACGUAUAUUUUUAAAAGACAAAUAUGUGUAUGAACAUGUCGACAACUAAGGCCGUGUGCGUUAUGCGACGCUGACCCAUUCACACAUUGUGAAGAGCAGGAGAUCAGGACGCUACGUUGAUCCUGCCCUCUCAGCGUCCAGUCACUCUUUUUCGUGUAAAAGUCCAUGAACGUUCACUCGAUAAAGAUGCCAAUCAUUGAAGGUGGAGAACUAUGUCUCUACAGCAUGAAUAGUUUAGUCAUUCAGUACAGCUCUACCUUCAUCUGAGUUUGGGAAUCAAGAUUUCUGUGCCAAUGAAGAGGGUUGAAACCCGAGUGUGGCUAAGGGCGAAGUCCUCGGUGUCAUCCGUCCCACCGAGUUUCCUUAGCUAUGUUCAUUACGAUGAAUCAGGGGUUUCAUUGCUUCCACGUCGAUUUGAGUCGUGUGCUCACGCAGUAUCGGACAGUGAUUUCUCUGCACGAAGGAGAGCAAGCAUCUAGACUCCGACAGGAUCGCUGGAUCUUGCGUCUCUCGGGUGUUCCUGACGUUGAUUUUUUACAGCGUACAAACAGUGUCACUGAGUAAUCUUUCUUCGAUUUUUGCGCAUCUCAGUAUCUGAAGCUCUCUCGAUCCACCGGGAAACCGGUACCAGGGAAAACUAAUAUCCGGUUGCGUCUUGAGUUGGUGAAUAUGGCAAUACAUAUGAAUCGGGACCGGUCAACGCUACAGCGCACCUUCAUGGAGAACGAGAAGCACAACCC